AGGAUACUGAUGAUAACAGAAUCUACGAAAUCGAUCAAAGAGAUAGAGACAGUGAAAGUCCUCUAAUCGAGGAUGGAACGGAAAACGAUGAUGACUCAAAACAUUCCUUUCCCGAAACCGUCAAUAUCUUCAAACCUCCGCCAGAAAGAAGAAUCCGUAAAAGAAGGGAAAUGAUGAGAACGGACGUGAGCAACUGUUCGUGUGAACCAGACAGAGAUGAGUGUUCGUUAUUCACACAGCUACUGGCCACGAAACUGAGAUCUUUCGACGACCAUACCAGGGAUAUACUCAUGCAUGAAAUAGAUAAUUUAGUUUUCCGCACCAAAAUGAGGAAACGUCAGAAGCUUCAUAUUUCUGCCUCUAACUCCAAUACCGAGUCCGUCCAUGACGAUUAUUAUGGUCCGGCAUCUCUUGUAGAUAACACACUGAAUUAUUGUGAACCAAUUUGUGAGGACUCGCCGGAAAGUGGUGUGUGUUCCACAUCAAAUCCUAGUGAAUCGUAUUCAAACGUGGUGGUAAAAACUGAAAUGUGAUAUUUCUAAUUAUAUUUGUAUUUUGAAAUUCGUAAAUAUAUUAUUUUCACAAAA
Molecule: messenger RNA, 587 nt
Organism: Leptinotarsa decemlineata (Colorado potato beetle)
Lineage: Eukaryota; Metazoa; Arthropoda; Insecta; Coleoptera; Chrysomelidae
Source: RefSeq, a predicted model, not a curated record